This is a messenger RNA of Coccomyxa subellipsoidea C-169, 1544 nucleotides long. RefSeq lists its product as hypothetical. The transcript is spliced from 3 exons. The record is from RefSeq and is a predicted model, not a curated record. Bases 102 to 359 code for a protein of 85 amino acids. NCBI's taxonomy places the organism in Eukaryota, Viridiplantae, Chlorophyta, Trebouxiophyceae, Coccomyxaceae.
GCAGAUUGCUUGAUCGAGCAUUACUUCAGAGACAAAGGCGUGCAUAUCGCAUUCACUGCGUGUUGAGUGGUCUGCAGCAGGACUUUUGGUGGAAGACUGCCAUGUCAGGUGCCUUGGCUGCCAUCAGGCGGACCCUCACCCAAGCUCCCAAGUUGUCGAGGAGCUUGCAAACCGGCAGAACGCUGCGAGGAGGGCACCACGAUGAGCCCCACUACGUCCAUGCAGAGCACAUGUACGAAGCCUGGAACAUCAAGAACGCAAAGUUGAAGUGGGGAGUUGCAACCAGCGUCUUUGUUGUGGCUGGCUUUGGUCUUCCGGUGGUUGCAAUCCAGUUCUCAAAGUCAAAGACCCAGUCAUAGGCGCAGCCAGCAAUCCCUUGUGAGCCUCAGCACUCUGUUGUUCUUGCUCAGCACUGGCAGAGACCAGCACGCACGCAUGUGUGCAGACAGACUCAGCUCUUGUCUGGGGUGAUCACUUCUUUCACUGGAUGGCUCCCUAGCAUGCUGCACUCGAAGGAACAAUUCUGCAAGCUUUCUGGCAUUAGGUGUGGCCUCAGUUUAUGGUCAUUGCUGUGUGCAUAUUGCAAAUCCGGGCGGGAGUACCACUGCAGUACAGUUAGCACCCUCACAUACCAUGUGAGACCCUUCUGAACAAAUAGAAGAGUGUGGCCGUGCACUGCGUUGUGCAGACGUGUGGCGGGUCAUGCAUUUUUAUGACGUCAAGGCCGACCUGAAGUCAAAGAGCGUGUAUGGCUGGCAUCGCAGCAAAUUAGAACUGGAAGGGCACUGAUUGGUAGAUUAUGACAGCCUCAAGCAGAGCUUGAUGGGCUUAUAUGGCCCUUGUAACAUUGGCCGUCAUGCAUCUCCAAAGGGCGGUUGGUGUGAAACGCUUACAGAAGGAGCAGGCAAUCGAAAAGCUGUAAGGUCCAGCGGGCAUUGAAAUUGUUGGAGCUUGCAUUACAUUUCAAUGCCUGAGCGUGACGAGAGUGUCACCGUCACACAAUUGUAUCUGGAUCGAAAAAAUAGUUGAUGCUUCCAUCAGAUAAAUACCGUACAUCAAUCACACUGGCAUCCGCAUGCGAGCAAACUUGCUUUGAGGCACAGAGAUCUGUGCAGCCCUAGAGCUCACGAAUCGUAGCAUAUCUUGUCCACAGCAUAUCUUUCUCUGAAACUAUUGAAGAAUAAGGAUUAAUGCGGCAUACAUUGUCUGUAUGAUGUAGCCAAAACAAGAUAAAGCCCGUUCCUUUCUUACGUAUCGCACAUUUGUCCUCACCAUAGAUAGAAUGUACAAUAUUAUAAUCACUCAGCGGUUGUCACACACUCGAGCUUGUGCCAGCCUGUGUGCUGCCACAAGAAGCAAUGGGAGCAGUUGCAAACUAUUACUGCAAUCUUGCAGCAUGCAGGAGCACAACCAUGCAUUUGCAUGUCCGACUCGAGAAGCUUUCACAAAUUGAGCUGCACAUCUCUUGCAGGUAUGGUGGCCGGUCAGCAGGCUGCAAUGGCAGUCUUUCAUGCUGCAUUGUCUUUCCUCGUGCUGAGCGAACC